Messenger RNA from Suricata suricatta (meerkat), 550 nucleotides. It is a transcript of the gene DNLZ, whose product is annotated as DNL-type zinc finger. Gene Ontology annotation, biological process: protein folding; regulation of DNA-templated transcription; protein import into mitochondrial matrix. The record is from RefSeq and is a predicted model, not a curated record. The annotation marks the transcript as partial. Gene Ontology annotation, molecular function: protein-folding chaperone binding; zinc ion binding; DNA-binding transcription factor activity. The transcript is spliced from 3 exons. Gene Ontology annotation, cellular component: mitochondrion. Lineage: Eukaryota; Metazoa; Chordata; Mammalia; Carnivora; Herpestidae.
CGGCCCCGGGCGCCCAGCCUGAGGUGGGUGUGGGGAUGCGGGGCAAGCCAGGGGGCCGCGGGGAAAAGGCGGGCCGGCGUCUGGGGCUGGCGGCGCUUGAGCUCGGAUCCGGGGCCCGGGGCCGCGCACUACCAGCUUGUCUACACUUGCAAGGUCUGUGGGACUCGGUCCUCCAAGCGCAUCUCCAAGUUAGCCUAUCACCAGGGUGUGGUCAUUGUGACCUGCCCUGGCUGCCAGAAUCACCACAUCAUCGCUGACAACCUGGGCUGGUUCUCAGACCUGGAUGGGAAGAGGAAUAUUGAAGAAAUCCUGGCGGCCAGAGGGGAGAAAGUGUGCCGAGUGGCUGGCAAUGGGGCCCUAGAGCUGGUUUUAGACGCUGCAGGGAACCCCAAAUCCACCGCUGCUCCAGAAGGGGGCGAGGACCGGGAUCCCACUCACCCUGGCAAGACGGAGCCCAGCUGACCCUACCUCUGCCUUUAGGAAGAUGCUUCAGCCCUGGGCCCUCCCGGACCUGCCUGUUUUUUGUCAAUAAACAGACCUCACUUGGACA